GAAAACCCACUUUCCCAACCCUCACUUUCUGCCAAACACCCCCCAGCGACAAGCAAUCAAAAGCAGCAAGAGAGAGAGAGAGAGAGAGAGAGGAGAGGAGACAGAGAGAGAGAGAGAGAGAGAGAGAAAGAGUACACCUUGCCAAAAAAGACAGCUUUCAAAACCCUCUCUCUAACGGCAAAUAUCAAAAUCCCUUCGCCUUUUCCCUCCUUCAAAAGGAUCUGGAUCUUGACUGACAACUGAUGAAAUCUGAUUUUGAUGAGAGCGCGUUUGGGGUUUUAAUUCUCUUUUAAUGGCGUAGAGAUCUGCUGAUUCAACUGCGAAUCUGCGGAUUGUCAGCUGCCCGCCGAAAUGCAGGCGGCUUCGGUGGAGACGGAUUCUGUAUCGUCGUCGAUUGACGGGCAGAUUCCUUCAACGGCGGCCGCCCCUGACACGCGUGGCAAGCAUCGGAUUCUCGCGGAAUUGAAGCGGUUGGAGCAGGAAGCAAGAUCUCUUGAGGCUGGCCAGUACUGGUGUACAUCUGAUCCGACUUCAAGUUUGCAGAGAUCAAGCUCCAUCCUCAUCAACAGUCAAAAGGAAUGUCUUUCCAUUCAGGGUGAGCUGGAAGAGCUCGAGAGAACGGACAGGGUUUCGGCUGCAUGUCAGGAAUUGCUGCCGAAUGUUGAAAACAGACCGGACCCGCUCCUCCCAGUAACGAACGGCCCAGCAGACCCAUCUUGGGACCGAUGGUUUGAAGGGCCGCAAGAAUCGCAAGGUUGCAGAUGUUGGAUUCUCUGAUGGCCUGAUUCAGCCUUAGCCGUUUGUUUCCAGGGCUCCAAAUGACAUCUUGUUUUAGACUCUUCCUUGAUAUUUGUACACCAAUUUAGAACGUUUGCUCCAUUGUUUGAGGCCAUUGUAUCAAUAUUCUCAUUAAACAAAACCAUAUUGAUGGAUAACACAAGAUUAAAAAAAAAAAAAAAAAAAAAAAAUCUUCUUUCUCA
Molecule: messenger RNA, 980 nt
Organism: Magnolia sinica
Lineage: Eukaryota; Viridiplantae; Streptophyta; Magnoliopsida; Magnoliales; Magnoliaceae
Product: guanine nucleotide-binding protein subunit gamma 1
Exons: 6
Coding region: 352-777 (141 amino acids)
Biological process (GO): G protein-coupled receptor signaling pathway
Source: RefSeq, a predicted model, not a curated record